AUGGGCCGGGCAACCGGCUGGUUGACCGGUUCAGCUCUUCCAACGGUCAGGAACAUAGCCACUUCCCAAACGAGGCCAGUAUUGUUUGCAGAAUGGUAUAGGAUAUGUGAACUUGCCGGUGCAGAUGAUGCAGCUUGUGCCCAUUAUGUUUUACAAUUGCAACAAAGUGGAUUGCUGAAAGGGGAUGAUUUGUUAGAUCGGUUUUUCCGCUGUCUCACUGAACUUUCUGUGUCACAUUGCCUAUCUUCUGAGGUGAUUAGUUCUGGUCCUCUGAAAUCACCUCAACGAGUCCAGUCCCUCGCUUUCCUUGCUAUUGAUAUCUAUUCAAAACUUGUCUUGUCGAUCAUAAAGUUUUUCCCUGUGGACCAGGGAUCAAGCAAACUCUCUCUUUUGCCCAAGGUUCUGGCAGUGACUGUGAGGUUCAUUCAGAAAGAUGCAGAGGAGAGGAAAGCAUCUUUUAAUCCAAGGCCAUAUUUCAGGUUGUUCAUUAAUUGGCUAAUGGACCUGGGUUCCAUGGAAGUCUUUGAGGGUGCAAACUUUCAGGUUUUGACAGCUUUUGCAAAGGCAUUUCAUGCUCUACAGCCCCUUAAAAUUCUUGGAUUUAGCUUUGCAUGGCUUGAGCUGGUGAGUCACAGGAGUUUCAUGCCAAAAUUGCUUGCUGGAAAUGCUCAGAAGGGAUGGCCAUAUAUGCAGCGCUUGCUGGUUGACUUAUUUCAAUUCCUGGAGUCAUUCUUGAGGAAUGCUGAACUUGCAGAGCCGGUUCAUUUUCUGUACAAAGGCACACUAAGGGUGUUGCUAGUGCUACUUCAUGAUUACCCUGAGUUCCUCUGCCAUUAUCAUUUCAGCUUGUGCAAUGUCAUUCCUCUGAGCUGCAUACAGAUGCGGAACAUAAUCCUCAGUGCAUUCCCCCGUAAUAUGAGGCUACCAGACCCAUCUACUCCAAAUUUAAAGUUUUCUCAUAGAAUUGAUCUGCUAGCAGAGAUUAGUCAAUCUCCGCAUAUUCUCUCCGAGGUUGAUGUGGCUCUUAAAGCAAAGCAGAUUAAGGGUGAUGUAGAUGAGUAUCUGCAGACGAGACAGCAGGGGUCUUCAUUUUUAACUGAAUUGAAGCAGAAACUGCUGCUUCCACCUAACGAUGCUGCUCUGGCUGGGACACGGUAUAAUGUACCAUUGAUCAACUCCCUUGUGCUUUAUGUUGGAAUGCAGGCUAUACAGCAGCUGCAGGCGAGAACUCCUCCUCAUGGACAGUCAAUGGCCAGUUGCGUUCCAUUAGCUGUGUUCUUAGUUGGUGCUGCCUUGGAUAUCUUCCAGACUUUAAUAAUGGAUCUUGAUACUGAGGGGCACUACCUCUUUUUGAAUGCGGUUACUAACCAACUACGUUAUCCAAACAAUCAUACGCAUUAUUUUUCCCUCAUCCUUCUUUACCUAUUUGCCGACUCAAACCAGGAAAUCAUUCAGGAGCAAAUCACAAGAGUUCUAUUGGAGCGCCUGAUUGUUAACCGACCUCAUCCAUGGGGACUUUUGAUUGCUUUCAUCGAGCUGAUUAAGAAUCCUAGAUACAACUUCUGGAGCCAGUCGUUUACAAGGUGUGCACCAGAGAUUGAGAAACUAUUUGAAUCGGUCUCAAGAUCGUGUGGUGGCCUAAAACCUGUGGAUGAAAGCAUGGUCUCAGGUGGGAUAUCCAACGACAUGCACUAAAGUCUGCCGCUUGCAAAUUUGUCCAGUUGUACGUUUACUUUUGUUUUCCCAAAACACUUUUGCAAAUCUAUUGUUGUGACUUAAUUGAAUGUAUAGAUAAUAUAUCUUAUAUAAAUGUAAAUAUAUUUUGAUUUUGUUUUUGCAUUUUGCAUGCCCCCCCUUUGUAUUUUGGGUUCCUGAAUUCAUUUAAUUAAGAUGUUUUAUAGUUCAA
Molecule: messenger RNA, 1906 nt
Organism: Camellia sinensis
Lineage: Eukaryota; Viridiplantae; Streptophyta; Magnoliopsida; Ericales; Theaceae
Source: RefSeq, a predicted model, not a curated record